AUGGGGGAGCCUUCCGCAAAGAAGCAGAAGACUGCAAGCGCUGAGUCCUCUGGCGCACGAAUAACAGACCCUCGAUUCGCAAAUAUCCAGUCCGAUCCACGAUACCGCUUGCCUGGCAAAAAGAACAAAGUCAAACUUGACAAGCGGUUCGCACGAGUCCUUGAAGAUGAUGACUUUGUUAAGAGAGCCAAAGUUGAUCGGUACGGACGACCGCUGGAAGCAAACGUAGAGAAGAAGCGCUUGAAGAGGAAGUAUGAGUUUGACGAGGAUGAAGAGCCCGAAAGUGACGAGGCCGACAAUGACGACGCGGUCAAGCAGGAGUUGAGCAGGGUUGAGAAGAAAACUCGUGAUCCGUUACGAGAAGGGCGAGAGACCGAUUCUGAAGCCGAGACCUCCUCGGAUGAGACGUCCACCAACUCAGACUCGGAGGAAGAGGAGGGAGCGGAAGAGGUGGAUGAAGAACUCGACGUUGGCGCUACCCAACAGCAGGACGUGCCCACCGGAGAAGUCACCUCUCGCAUCGCCAUUGUGAAUUUGGACUGGGACAACAUCCGCGCCGCGGACCUAAUGGCCGUCUUCUCUAGUUUUCUACCAUCUACCGGCGGAUCCAUUGUCAAGGUAGCCAUCUAUCCCAGCGAAUUCGGCAAGGAAAGACUCGAAAGGGAAGAAUUGGAAGGACCACCCAAAGAUAUCUUUACCAAUGCUGCAAAAGGAGGCAAUGCUGAUGAGGAUAUGUCUGAUGAUGAAGAAGCGGAUGAAGACAUAAAAGCGUCCAUCCUCAAAACCGAAAAUGGCGAUGAAGACUUCAACGCAACCGCCCUACGGAAAUACCAACUCGAACGUCUGCGCUAUUUCUACGCUAUUCUCACCUUCUCAUCCCCGUCGGUGGCGAAACACAUCUACGACGCCGUCGACGGGACCGAAUAUCUCCGUACUGCGAAUUUCUUCGACCUAAGAUUCGUCCCCGAGGACACCGAUUUCAGGACGGAUACUCCGCGCGAAGAAUGCGAACGGAUACCAGACGAUUACAGACCGAACGAGUUCGUCACGGAUGCGUUGCAGCACAGCAAAGUCAAGUUGACCUGGGAUGCGGAGGACACAGGGAGGAAAGAAGCCGUCGCUCGGGCAUUCAGGGGUGGCAAGGGAAAGGGCAAGAAGGGCAUGCAAGAAAUGAUUGAUGAAAAUGAUCUCAGAGCCUAUCUUGCAUCUGAUACCGACGACUCUGCCUCGGAAGCAUUGGAGCUCGAAGCCGAAACAAGCACCACUCACGACAACGCUGCCCCAGCACCUUUGUCAAAGAAGGAAGCCGAACGGCAACGCAUGCGAACGCUCCUAGGCCUGCCUCUCGACACCGUCAAGCCGGCAAAAUCCAAAGAUCAGGCGCCUGUAGGAGACAUGCAAAUCACAUUCACAUCCGGUCUGAAUCCCAGCAAAGAUGAUAAGAAACGUUCUGUAUUUGAAAACUCGCCGGAGCCAGAGGAGACGACGUUAGAGAAGUACGUCCGCAAAGAACGAGAACGCAAACAGAAACGGAAAGAAAAGAUGAAGUCAGCGACCGCAGUCCCUGAUCAUGAAGAUACUCCCACAGAGACCGCUGAUCAGCUUAUUGAAGACGCGCACGAAGACGAAGAGGAGUUAGGAUUCGACGACCCAUUCUUCGCCUCCGCCGAACCAUCCGCCGAGCUCUCCAAAGCAACGUCAAACAAAUUGAGGAAGGAAGAACGGCUGAAGAAAAAACAACAGCGUGAGGCAGAGGAAGAAAAGGACCGCAAACAGCGCGCCGAGCUCGAACUUCUCAUGGCGGACGACGACGUCGAAGCCAAUGACGGCGUCCCAGGAAAAUCCAAGAUCCAACAUUUUGAUAUGCGCGAAAUCGAGCGCGCCGAGAAACAAGCUCGCAAGAAGGGGAAGAAGAACAAGCUCAAGAACAAGUCCAAGUCCGACGCUGCUCAGAGUAGUACCAGCGAGAUCCCAGCAGAUGACUUCCAGCUCGACACCGCGGACCCGCGCUUCGCCCGCCUCUUCUCGUCGCAUGAGUACGCCAUCGACCCGACGAACCCGCGCUUCAAAGGCACGAAGAACAUGAAGUUGCUGCUGGACGAGCGGCGGAAACGGAAGAACAAAGACCAGCACAAGCAGAGCAGUGAAGGAGAUGGCUCGCGAGAGGGACGAUUGGCCGAGAAGAAAUCAACCGGCAAUUCUGAGCCCGUCGGCGAUGUCAAGCGCCUUGUGGAGAAGAUCAAAAGGCAGCAGAAGAAAUGA
Messenger RNA from Cladophialophora yegresii CBS 114405, 2262 nucleotides. RefSeq lists its product as uncharacterized. Lineage: Eukaryota; Fungi; Ascomycota; Eurotiomycetes; Chaetothyriales; Herpotrichiellaceae. Gene Ontology annotation, cellular component: nucleus. Gene Ontology annotation, biological process: rRNA processing. Gene Ontology annotation, molecular function: RNA binding. The coding region runs from base 1 to 2262 and encodes 753 amino acids. The record is from RefSeq and is a predicted model, not a curated record. The transcript has a single exon.